Messenger RNA from Xyrauchen texanus (razorback sucker), 1230 nucleotides. RefSeq names its product protein FAM107B-like. Gene Ontology annotation, cellular component: synapse; stress fiber; neuron projection. The record is from RefSeq and is a predicted model, not a curated record. Lineage: Eukaryota; Metazoa; Chordata; Actinopteri; Cypriniformes; Catostomidae. Gene Ontology annotation, biological process: actin filament polymerization; actin filament bundle assembly; regulation of actin cytoskeleton organization. The transcript is spliced from 4 exons. Bases 1 to 393 code for a protein of 130 amino acids.
AUGCUUCAGUACAUUGAAAAUGCAGAUAAAUGUGAUGUUGCCGAGGGGCCCUGGAACCUGAACAACCCAGUGAAAGCAUCAAGGAGCCACCAGGAACUCCACAAAGAACUGUUACUGACCCACAAACAAGGGCUGGUGUUGUGUUGUAAGCCAGAGCUUCAGAUGGUUUUGGAGAGGAGGAAGAGAGAACAGACCCAUAGGGAGGAGGGAGAGCAGAGCAGGAGCCCUUUGGAACAAGUCCUCCUCAAACACCAGCAGAAAAAUCUGGAGAUUAUGAAAGAGAAGGAAGAGGAACAGAAGUUACAGGAGGAGGUUCAGCUCUUGGAGUUUGUGAGAGUGAGACAGAACCUGAGGAAAGUCCAUUCAGCUCUGCAAAAGCACACUCACCCCUGAAUGUGAUCAGCCCAAAACACUGACAUUAAUCUAACUAAAGGAAUACUUCAUCUGGCCAUGCAAAAUCAUUUUGGAAUAAUGUAGUGUUUUUCAUUAUAUCUGAUAUUAAUAAUUUGGUUUUCCAUACAUGUUUGAAGAGUUAUAUCUCACAACAGCAUUACUGUAGAAAAAUACUUUAAAUUCUGCUUUAUUGUAGAAACCCCUACAAGAGAACUUUGGUCAUGCCAUUGUAAUUUUGAAAAAGAACAUGGCACUGAAGGAUGUAUCAUGUAUCCACUGGCUAUCUAUCCAGGCCGGGUUGACCGACCAAAAUCACCCAAGAGCAGAGCGCAAGAUGCUUCAGGAGGUCUUCAUGAACGUCAUCAAAGGAUCUACAGGCAUCUCUGGCAACAGUCAUUGUUAAUGUCUAGUCAACCAUUAGGAGCCGUUACAAAUGUGGUUUACAUGGGAGGUCAUCAAGAAGGAAGUCUAGCCUUAGCCCAAUCAAGGGUGUAUCCACAUAGAUUCAUAUUCACUAUUACGAAUAUUGGGGGACAUGUCCCCCUCAGUAUCUACGGUAGUAACGGCCUUGAGCCCAAUAGCAUUUGACAACCACAAAGUGUCACAAUUCUUUGUUUUCGUUUCCAGCACUAUCUAUUGUUUUAUCAUUUAUAAACCCUCUUUUAGUUAAAUGUUUUGCUUGAAAAGUAUGUUCAUGCUACUUGUAUUUAAAUGAAAAUAAAUGCCACUUGCAUUGAUAUGCUAUUUUGUCAACAUUUUUGUGUCCAAAUACUUUUUGGGGCAAUAGACAGAAAAAAGUCAAAUAAAUAAAAUGUAAUUAGCAUGUGAAAAUAUAUA